CAUCUGCCCAUUGGUCCCCUAACAGGACCAUUGCACAGGAUCUGCAAAACUAUCCUGAGCUCCUUGCCGAGCAGAGAGUCGAACGACAAAAAAAAAUCCCUGCACCACGCCGUCUUCAUUUCCAUCGUACUACCAAGCAUCCGAUCUUCACAGCACCCUCUGCUCCUAAACCGUGGGAUUGCACCCUUGCAAAAGAACCACCUGCUCUUGCAAACUAGAGCAUCCUUCAUUGCGCAACACCCUGUGGUCCACCUUGAACUGCAUCCUUCAUUGCGCAACAACACCCUGUGGUCCACCUUGAACUGCAUCCUUCAUUGCGCAACAACACCCUGUGGUCCACCUUGAACUGCAUCCUUCAUUGCUCAACACCCUGUGGUCCACCUUGAACUGCAUCCUUCAUUGCUCAACAACACCCUGUGGUCCACCUUGAACUGCAUCCUUCUUUGCUCAACAACACCCUGUGGUCCACCUUGAACUGCAUCCUUCAUUGCGCAACAACACCCUGUGGUCCACCUUGAACUGCAUCCUUCAUUGCUCAACACCCUGUGGUCCACCUUUAACUGCAUCCUUCAUUGCUCAACAACACCCUGUGGUCCACCUUGAACUGCAUCCUUCAUUGCUCAACAACACCCUGUGGUCCACCUUGAACUGCAUCCUUCGUUGUUCAACACCCUGUUGUCCACCUUGAACUGCAUCCUUCAUUGCUCAACAACACCCUGUGGUCCACCGUGAACUGCAUCCUUCAUUGCUCAACACCCUGUGGUCCACCUUGAACUGCAUCCUUCAUUGCUCAACACCCUGUGGUCCACCUUGAACUGCAUCCUUCAUUGCUCAACAACACCCUGUGGUCCACCUUGAACUGCAUCCUUCAUUGCUCAACACCCUGUGGUCCACCUUCAACAGCAUCUUCUCUUGCACAACACCUUGUGGUCCACCUUGAACUGCAUCCUUUCUUGAACAACCUCUAAUCCACCUUGAACACCAUACUUUAUUACACAAGACCUUCUGGUCCACCUUGAACAGUAUCUACUAUCGCACUGCACCCACUGGUACACCUUGAACAGCACCCGUUAUUGCGCAAUACCCUCAUUGCACAGCAUCCCCAUCUUCUCUCUUCUCCAAGAUGUCCGUCACUCAGGCUGAGGACCACCUGUGCACCUACCAGGAGGCCAUGCAGCAAAGCGCCUUCCUAGAGGAGGAAUUUCCUCUGCCCUCCCCGACCAAGGGGGCCCUAAGGAGGCGCAGGGAGAGCCGGCUCCGUUCCCAGCUCCUCUCCUUCGAAGAGAUCAGGGAGGUGGAGGAGGAAGGAGUCUCGCCCUCCGAGGAGGAGAAAGCCAGGAAGUCUUUUCUACAGUCCCUGGAGAGCCUCAGGAGGAGCUCCAACCACACUUACCCCCAGAAGGACAAACUCAACAGCUAUAAACUCAGCCUGGACUCUAGCGAUUCCGAUUCCACCCCAUGAGGAGGCGCCCUGGGAAGGCUACGCUCCCUCCCAAUGUGACAAUGUCUACCAGCGGCCUGGAUAGGGGGGCCCCCUUUUCCCCCCCCCCCCCUAUGGAGAACUGCUGGGGGAACCCGUGACUUUCCGCCAGGGUGGAUGUCGGGGUGGAGUAUAAUAAUGAUGACGUUUACAUAUCCGGACUUGGCGUUUUCUAGAAAGAAAUCCUUAUUUUUGUAUUUAUUGAUCCCUCUAUGGCAGUGUGGAGUUUCUCAGCUGUAUAAUAUUUGUAGCCAUAUCUUAUAUAUUAUUAUUAUUAUUAUUAUAUAUACAGCACACAGUUAUAUUGUAUACAUAUUCUAUUUAGUGAGUUGGGUUUGUUAAAGCAAAAUAUAUAUAUAUAUAUCUAUUUUCCUGUGUCCUUCCACAACAAAUAAAUAGAAUUUAUCUAAA
Molecule: messenger RNA, 1891 nt
Organism: Rana temporaria (common frog)
Lineage: Eukaryota; Metazoa; Chordata; Amphibia; Anura; Ranidae
Exons: 1
Coding region: 1124-1462 (112 amino acids)
Source: RefSeq, a predicted model, not a curated record